Microstroma glucosiphilum is the source of this 1420-nucleotide messenger RNA. RefSeq lists its product as hypothetical. The record is from RefSeq and is a predicted model, not a curated record. The coding region runs from base 85 to 1302 and encodes 405 amino acids. Gene Ontology annotation, molecular function: hydrolase activity; zinc ion binding. The transcript is spliced from 2 exons. Lineage: Eukaryota; Fungi; Basidiomycota; Exobasidiomycetes; Microstromatales; Microstromataceae.
AUCCUGGAGAAAAGAGCGAGAGGUCCAGCCAUAUUCGCAGUGUUCGAUAAUCACUCCCUCUGCGGCUCCCCCACCUGUCCAAGGAUGCUGAUCUCAUUGGUAGGGCCCCCGCGAUCGGGCAAGCACACCAUCGCCAGCUACCUCUGCAUUCACCAUGGCUUCAGGCUCGUGCACAUCGACAGUGAGGCUCCCGCCCUGCUUCCUCGAACCUCUGCGGCUGCAUCCAAUGGCGAUGCGAAUCACGUCGCGGGGGAAGAUGAGGAAGAGGAAGCUCCUCCCACUGCUUUUCGCUCGCCAGGAGAUUUGCUAGAGUACUCGACUGCCAAUUGGUUUCGCCAGCUGGUCACAGUGGACCUCACUUCACUCGAGGAUAUCAGCAUCGGCUUCGACAAGCGGCCAUGGUUCCUCAUGGUAUCCGUCGAGGCGCCCUUGAGUGUCCGGUGGAGAAGAGCCAGAAGGGGACCAUCCUCUCAGCUUACUGACACGAGCGCACCAGGUCCAUCGUUGGAGGACUUCGUCGCAGCAGAUGAUCGGAUUCUCUACGGCUACGCUGCUAGUGAGGGGAGCAGUGUAAACGCUUCGCCUAUCGCCUCUUCCUCCUCAAGCUCGAUGGCCAGCCUGAACGGCACAACGAUGAUGAAACGCAGCGUCUCCACCACUCCAGGCGUGACCACGCUGCACCUUGGCAUCGGCGAUCUAGCUCUGCACCAGGUACCCAUCAAGUCUGCUCCUCUCAAUUCCUCGGGCCUCUACUCAGUCCUACUGCAAGCACAGCUGCGCAUCCUCAACCCUUACGAGACGACGUCGGAGCUGUACCGCUACCUCUCUACACUCGCUCUGCCCUCACUGCAUCGGCUGCGCCCCUCCUGGGAAACGUACUUCCUCUCGCUGUGCACACUGGCAUCGCUACGAAGCAACUGCAUGAAGAGGCGAGUUGGGGCCGUAUUAGUGAGGAACAAUCGAGUGCUCAGUACAGGGUACAAUGGCACACCGCGUGGACUGGUGAAUUGUAACGAGGGAGGGUGCCCGAGGUGUAACGCUAGCGCUACUUUGGGGACCAAGCUGGACGAAUGCUUGUGUCUUCACGCAGAGGAGAAUGCCCUUUUGGAAUGCGGGCGCGAGCGGGGAGGGGCAGAAGGGACGGUUCUUUACUGCAACACCUGUCCCUGUCUGCGGUGUGCGGUCAAAAUUGUACAGACGGGAGUCAAGGAGGUGGUGUAUCAGCUGGAUUACAGUGUAGAUCACCGGUCCUCGGACAUCUUCAAGGCGGCGGGAGUAGUGUUCAGGAAGUACCAUCCAUAGUAUUGGCGAGAGGUGUUCAGCAAUGGGAGCUCCCAGGGGCAGAGGCAAGGCUGCCUCACCUAGCAAUGUGUUAGCCAUGAAUACCAUGCCGUUGUGUCACACGAUCGCCCUCAGACAC